AUGAGUACAGUUUCCAGCGAAAGGCUUAAGCGACAUGGCUUUGCUCCAUUGGCGGAUGGCUCGGCGGCAUCACCACCGAACAAUGAAAUGCAGCUGAAGGGUAUCAUCUUUGACAUGGACGGAACUCUUUGCGAGCCCCAAAACCACAUGUUCGGCGAAAUGCGCUCAGCCAUCGGCAUCCCCAAGUCAGUCGACAUACUCGACCACAUCCACGCACUACCUGCGGAAGAACAAGACGCCGCCUUCGCCAAAAUUCAAGCAAUCGAGCGUCGAGCCAUGGCCGACCAAGUCCCGCAAGCUGGACUCGUCAGUUUAAUGGAGUAUCUGGACGAACGAGGUAUCAAGAAGGGGAUCUGUACCAGGAACUUUGACACUCCAGUCAACCAUCUUCUAAGCAACCAUUUACCCGGCCACAUCAACCCGUUCGCUCCGAUCAUAACGCGCAGUUUCAGGCCCCCUAAGCCGUCUCCCGCGGCUCUGCUGCAUAUAGCUCACGCAUGGGGUAUCACGGCGGAUGCACAGGUACCGGAGACGCCACCGCAGGAUAGACUACUUCCUUUGGUGAUGGUCGGGGACAGCGUUGAUGACAUGGCAGCUGGUUAUGAUGCGGGCGCGUUAACCGUGUUGCUGCGAAGUCCCGGCAAGGAGGACUUGGAGAGUGACGACCGUACGGAUGUGGUCAUUAGCAGGCUCGAUCAAUUGAUUGGCUUGCUGGAUUCUGGUCUGAGCUCUCGUCGAUGA
Molecule: messenger RNA, 741 nt
Organism: Baudoinia panamericana UAMH 10762
Lineage: Eukaryota; Fungi; Ascomycota; Dothideomycetes; Mycosphaerellales; Teratosphaeriaceae
Exons: 3
Coding region: 1-741 (246 amino acids)
Source: RefSeq, a predicted model, not a curated record